GGUAAAUUAAGAAACAUGGCAAUAAUGGAAUUUUCUUUAUUUACGUCACAAGUCACAAACUUGCUGUCAAGGGUUUAAAGGUUAGGAAAGUUGUUUAAGUCCUUUUAAAAAACAAGUAGUUGUUCAUCUCUUUUCUUUUGUAUAUUUUAUUUAUAAAUCUGAUGUUUUUUUUUUCAACGUGAAGAUGGAACUAAAGAACAUACUGUCUGCAAUUAUAAAGGGAGUUUAUGAUAGCUUUAGAGGCAUGGUUGUAAUAUUUUACUUAGAUAAGGAAAUAAAUGAUAGUGUCAGAACAAGACAUAGUCCAGCAAUUAGGCAAAAAGACUCAGAAUCUAAAACCCAUUUAUCAAAUCGACAAGGCAAACAAGAAAGAUCCAAAGUUGGUCGGAAUGUCUUACAGUGUGCCCUGUUGAAUGGAGGUGUUUUUCUGCUUAGUGUCUUAAUAUUUGAACAUCUUUUACUUCCAACUAUAGAUGCUUUAAUUGAAAUGAUUUUUGGAGAUAGUUCAUUUGUGACUGUGUGGUUUUGGGUGAAGCAUUUUAUACUUAUGGUUUACCGAUCUGCUUGGCUCGUACCUUUAUUUCUACUAAGUAAGGUGAUUAAUGCAUUGUGGUUCCAAGACAUAGCUGAUUCUGCCUAUAGACAUAGCAGAGGAAGACCAGUUUCUUUUCCCAGUAUAAGUAUGUUUUUUGCGGAUUCAUUUUUUAGUAUCGUGGUCCAGUGUCUAUUUUUAAUCCAAGCCACAUUGACAAGUUACAUACCCAUAAACCCCUUGGGAUACAUUUUAUAUAUUACCCAAGUGUCACUAUUGUACUCUCUAUAUUCUUUUGAGUACAAAUGGUUUAAUAUGGGUUGGGAAUUGCACAAAAGGUUAUCGUUUAUAGAGGAAAAUUGGCCAUACUUUCUUGGGUUUGGGCUGCCAUUAACCAUACUUACUCAGCUAUCUGACUCUUGGGUUAUAAGUGGUUGUGUAUUUUCAAUAUUAUUCCCCCUAUUUAUUAUAAGUGGAAACGAAGCAACACCAGUAACUGGAGUGACUAACCUCCACUUGCAGCUAUUUACUUUAGUCAUAGGGACAGGAAACACACUUUUCAGUCGAACCAUAGGAAAAUCAAAGAAAGUUCCACAAACUCCGGUAACUGUAACCCAAAACAGAGUUAGAUAAUAGCUAAAUAUAAUCUGCUUAAAUAAAAUAUAAAAUUUUUAUUUCCUGAUAA
Molecule: messenger RNA, 1217 nt
Organism: Anthonomus grandis grandis
Lineage: Eukaryota; Metazoa; Arthropoda; Insecta; Coleoptera; Curculionidae
Gene: tank
Product: etoposide-induced protein 2.4 homolog
Exons: 6
Coding region: 185-1165 (326 amino acids)
Biological process (GO): macroautophagy
Cellular component (GO): endoplasmic reticulum
Source: RefSeq, a predicted model, not a curated record